ACCCUUGAAAGGUUGAAAAUUUCAUUUCAAAAUUCAAAUCUCAUUUGAAAACCAAAAAUUUUCUUUUCCUUCUGCUCCGAGAGAGAGAGAGAGGGAGAGUAAAAAGCUAGGGUUUCAGUGAAGAGGUCGAUUUCGAAAAAUUUCAAUGGCAGAAGUUAUUAAAGGAAGUAGUGGAAAACGAAGGGGAAAGACAACAACUGAAGCUUUAAGUACAGAGAAAAGAAAGAGAGAAGAGGAUGAUCUAGAUCUUAAUCUUUCUAGUGAUAUUCAAGGAAUCAUUGCAGCACUGCAAAAUAUUAGAGAAAAAGCUCAUAAAGAUGAUAAGAAGAAGAGUGAAGAAACGAUCGCUAGUGUGUCGUCAGAAGUCAAGACAAUACUAAAUGAUGCAAAAUCAAAACUCGAGAAAGAACGGCAGACUUUUGUGAAGGCACUUUCAAAGAGCUCUAAAGAGUGUGAGAACUCUCUCAGGGAUGAGUUUGCCAAGUUCCAGUCAGUUUAUGAGAAAUUUUCUAAGGAGAAAGCAGCACAUUUGCAGGCGUUUGAAGAUAUAUUCUCCAAAUUUGACAAUGAAAAGGAAAAGCUGUACCUUCGUUAUGAACAACAGAGGAAGAAAGAAAAGAGUAUGUUAUCUGAAAUGGAGAAAACCUGUGCUGAUAAAAUUACAGCAGCUGAAGAAUCUCUAAAGAAGAAAAAGAAGGACGACAAAUCUUUCAGCAUUUUACGCAAAUCUCUCGGCUCAUUCCUGGAUGGUGCCUCAGAUGAUGAUCUCCCGGCUGAUGAAUGUUUAUGAGUUCUGAAAACAUCCUGAAAAUUCCUCAUCCACAGUUACUUUCAGGAACGAAAAUUGGUUUCCCGAUGCUUCAAGUGUCCUGCAGAAAAUCUUAACAACUAAGAUCGUUUUCCAGAUUUUUUUUAGGACGAGCAUAUUUUGGCAGGGGGAAAGUAUUGUUAUGUGCUGGUAUUGUGGACGAGUUCGAAAAGCCAUACUCUUGAUUUUGCUCUCGAGUACAAGAACAAAUUUUAGGGGCAGAGAAAUGUUUUGUGCUAAUAUGUAGAAGCCUUUUCAAAUGUUAUGUCCACACAGAGGUUCAAAUAGAUGGAAUGUCUCUCCCACUCGCAUAUAUUUUCUCGCAUCCAAUAGAAUUACAUCUAUGGUAGAGAGCCCUUUGCCCGCUCAUUAGCAAACCAUAACGAUCUACCUUGAACGAUU
Papaver somniferum (opium poppy) is the source of this 1210-nucleotide messenger RNA. RefSeq names its product titin homolog. The transcript has 9 exons. Bases 146 to 790 code for a protein of 214 amino acids. Lineage: Eukaryota; Viridiplantae; Streptophyta; Magnoliopsida; Ranunculales; Papaveraceae. The record is from RefSeq and is a predicted model, not a curated record.